UUCCCCGGCCACGAGACAACUACCAGUGUCUCACGAACGAAGACACACUCUGGACACUGUGAGGCAGGGCAGCUGCAGACUCACAGACAAAUCUCCAUUUGGUCAGCCAGAAAAAGCACCUAUUGAUAAGGAGAUCAUCAGCCGUCAGAUGAACUCUGUGUUCAAGGAGCUCCUGUCCCGCCAGCCUCCGCUGCAGCCGUCUGCCCUCUCUGCCCCCGUCACCCCCGUUCCUUCAUCGUCCACGUCUUCCUCUCUUACUCAAAACGCCCCCGCUGUCAAAAAGGGAUUUGGUUUAAGAAAGACGAGCGCUUUUCAGUCCGGCGGACUGAGAUGAAGAAGGGACAACGAUGGAAUUARUGUUUCACAGCUUGACGAUUACUGCGCCGAUGCCUUUCAGGCAUUUAAGUGAAAAUCUAACUUUUAGUUUCCUUUUUUUUAUUUUAUUUUGGACCUGUGAAUAACAGUUARGUCUGCCAUCUCAUAGUGCUGCUUGUCCUGGUGCCGUGUAGCUGUGCGUCAAGUGUGUCUGUUUUCCAGCUGGUUCUGUUUCGGUGUUUUGUUUUCAGUUCUGGCCUGCUUCGUUCUCCCGGGUUUUUAUUUUAUUUUUUUAUUAUUAUAAWUUUUUUUUUGCAACGUUUGGAGAAUCUGGGAUGUGGCUUCACCGGCGAUCUCACCAAGACAAACGUCAGGACACGGCUCCGUGCGGAACUGAUCGCUCAUCAACACAGUCCUUAAUCUGCCCCUAGUGACAGUUCUGAGAUCAGCUCACCUUGAUUUUUUAUUUUAUUUUUUUUUAUUCUGGAGUAAAAACUGAUCUGAGUCCUGUG
Messenger RNA from Austrofundulus limnaeus, 827 nucleotides. RefSeq names its product SLIT-ROBO Rho GTPase-activating protein 3. Gene Ontology annotation, biological process: signal transduction. Gene Ontology annotation, molecular function: protein binding. Lineage: Eukaryota; Metazoa; Chordata; Actinopteri; Cyprinodontiformes; Rivulidae. The record is from RefSeq and is a predicted model, not a curated record.